This is a messenger RNA of Owenia fusiformis, 875 nucleotides long. Lineage: Eukaryota; Metazoa; Annelida; Polychaeta; Sabellida; Oweniidae. The record is from the annotation of a GenBank genome assembly.
AGGUAAUGUAUGAACAGUACAGUAUCGUUGUACUUUUGUGUGUUUUUGAAACCCUAUUGUACUUUAACUUCAUUUUUUGCAGGAAAGAAACGACGAGGUCGAGGUAGACCAAAGAAAGCUGCCAAAAAAUCAAGAAGGCAAAACAACGCAUCAGAUUACCAAACAGAAGGGAGGACGAAAAAAGUCUGGAAGUAUAACUACAGUUAUCCAUGUCUUUUAUGUGACAAGAAGUACAGGCAGCAGUCUCACCUUGACGCCCAUAUUAACAUGCAUACUGGGGCAAAACCAUACAAAUGUGAGAUCUGCCUCAAGAGAUUUGCUUCGACUAUGCAUAAGCAAAUGCAUUUAAAGAGAGUACAUGGAAUACGUAUUAGUACAGUGAAAAAGACACAACCAUAAAGGUAUUUAUUGAGGAUCAGUAGAUUGUAUCAUUUGUAAGUGUUCCAAGUCAUCUGUUUAGCUCAACCAAUGAUUGACAAUGGGCUUUGCUUUAAAAUGUAACUUCGUUCUAAUUUUUUUUUAUUGCACUUGCUGUUUUAUUGUUGAUGUUUGAUGUUUUUUCAUAAAAACGUGUGAUAUUAUCCUGGCUUUGUAUGACAACUAUAAUUGUCCGUGCCAAUAAUUUAUUGACCAGAUCAAACUUCUAUACUUUUUUAAUUUUCUGUAAUUAUCUUCUUCCUCUACAUACACCUGUAGUUAUUAAAUGUGGAUAUAAAGUACCAUUUAUUUUGGUUGUGACCAUCCUAAAAUUAUAUGAUAUAAUGAGGAAUAUGACAGUGGUAUAAUGAAGAAUGAUAUUCCCAAGCUGUGAGUAAGUCUAGACUUAUGAUUUAUACCAUAUAUCCCAGUUUCUAGGGACAACUGAUAUAAUUCAU